AUGAACAGAAUGGAGGCCCACGUCCUCCAGUACUUUUCCACUGGCUCACCCCAGCCCUUCAAAUCCCUCCUGAUGUGCCAGCAGGGUCUAGGGUGCGGGAGAGGCGGCGGUGGAGAGCAGCGGGCAGCGGAGAGCACCGGCCCCACCUCGCCGGCCUCGCCCAAGGCCCCUACAGGCGCCAUAAUUUCCGUUCUGGGGAACCGGAAGCACGCUGCACAUCCUGCUGGCUCCCUCUGCACAGUGGUCCUUCCUAGGGACCCUCCUGAAGCUCGGCCUGGGGCCCACCGCGCCCUCAGCCCCAAGCAGAGCCGGGGCUCCCAUGUCCCCGCCGUCCAGUCCGUGUGCAGCUGCACGAGGGCCGCGCGGCUUCUAGACACCUCUUCCUCCUCGGAAACAGUCAGAAAGACCCAGAGCCUUUCAAGCUGGUCCCGCCCCUGCCUUUCCCUCCCCGAGGCCCCUCCGCCCUCGUUAGGAUUCCCUUUGCUUGCAGCUGCCUCCACCCAGCCAGCAGGGGAGCAGGCGGAACGUGGAGGUUCUGAUAUUGUGACAGGCCACGGGACAGGACCGAGAAUAAGCAGGAGCCUCUGUCUGGAGAGCAAGUCAGAGGAAGGCUGCUCCAUGUCGGAACUGAGGCUUCUCCUCCUAGGCAAACAUGGUGCAGGAAAGAGUGCCACAGGAAACACUAUUCUGGGCAAAGCUGUGUUCAAGUCCAAGCUGAGCGAGCAGAUGGUGACUAAAAUGUGCCAGGAGGAGAAGGGGGCCACGAGAGAAGGGGAGGUUGUGGUCAUUGACACCCCCAACCUUUUCUCUUCAGUAGCUUGUGCCAGUGACAGGCACCGCAACAUUGAACGCUGCUUGGAGCUCUCCGCUCCCAGCCUCCAUGUUCUGCUUCUGGUAAUUCCCAUUGGCUACUAUAAGCCGGAGGACAAAGAAACAAUCGAGGGCAUCUGGAAGGUGUUUGGAGCUGAAGCCAAGAGGCACAUCAUUAUUGUCUUUACCCGGAAGGAUGAAUUGGGGGAUGACUCCCUGCAAGAUUACAUUGAAGACGAUGACUCUCUUAGGAAGUUGGUUCAAGACUGUGGAGACCGGUACUGUGCUUUCAACAACAAGGCAAGUGAGGGUGAGCGGGACACCCAGGUGAGGGAGCUCCUCUGCAAGGUCAAGCGUUUGGUGGAUGAGAACCCAAGACUAUAUUGUGUGAACUUCAGAAAAGAAGGCAUUGGAUUCCAGGAUUUUGUGAAUGGAGCUACAUCACAGAAGAAGGACAAUCUCCAUGGGCCAGAGGAGAAGCAGCUGCAGGCCACAGGAUGUGAGCGGAACCCUGGGAUGUCAGAACUGAAGGUCCUGCUCGUGGGGAAGCGUGGGGCUGGAAAAAGUACCGUUGGAAACAGCCUUCUGGGGAAGCGAGUCUUUGAGACCAAAUUCAGUGAACAGUCAGUAACCCAGAUGUUUAGGUCUAAGAGCAGAAUCUGGAAAGAGAGGAAUAUUUCAAUCAUUGACACUCCAGACAUCUCACUUUCAAAGGUCCUUGAAUCAGAGCUUUCAAAACACACCUUCCCGGGCCCCCACGCCUUCCUGCUGGUGAGCCCGCUGGGCUCUUUCACUGAGAAAGAUGAGGCAGUGCUGGACACCAUCCGAAGCAAUUUUGGAGACAAGUUCUUUGAGUACAUGAUCGUCCUCCUCACCAGGAAAGAAGAUCUAGGGGAUCAGAAUGUAGAUACGUUCUUAAAAGACACAAAUGAAUCCCUCAACCAGCUCAUCAAGAAAUGUAAAGACAGAUACAGCGCCUUCAACUACAGAGUGACAGGAGAUGAGGAGCAACACCAGGUGGAUCAGCUCCUGGAAAAAAUUGUGAACGUGGUGCAGCAGAAUGGAAACAAGCCCUGCUUCCUCAGAGGGAGAGAGGCCUUGAGCAUUGUCCUCGUGGGGAGGAGCGGGACUGGGAAGAGCGCGACGGGGAACACCAUCCUUGGAAGGGACAAAUUCCCCUCUCAGCUUCUAGCGCAGCCAGUCACCAAGACGUGCCAGAGCAGCAGGAGGAAGUGGGAAGGGCAGGAUGUUGUGGUUGUGGACACUCCCUCACUCCACCUGAUGCCCGGUGCUGAGGGAGGUCCAUCCCAGCUGGAGCAGGAGGUCGAACGCUGUUGGUCCUGCUGUGAAGAAGGGAGCAAGAUUCUGGUCCUGGUGUUGCAGCUGGGACGGUUCACUCAGGAGGAUGAAAACGUGGUGAGGGAACUGGAGACCAUCUUUGGAGAGGAAGUUAUGAAAUAUACGAUUGUGGUGUUCACCCGGAAGGAAGAUCUAGGAGAUGGGAAGCUUGAGGAGUACCUCAAGAACACAGAUAACAAAGCUCUUAAGAAGAUAAUUAAAAAGUGUGAGGGGCGAGUUUGUGCUUUUAAUAACAAAGAAACUGGCCAAGCCAGGGAAGCCCAGGCAAAAGUUCUUUUGAUGAUAGCCAAUGAGCUAAUAGGGAGAUGUGGAGGGCAUGGAUACCCCUAUGAUUGGGAGAAGGUCAGCAAAAUAAUGAAAAAUGCCCAGGAAAAGCACAAGCCCCCAAAAUUACUAGAGACUUUAAAAAAUAUAUUCUCAUAGGUAGUUGAAAUGCCUGGGGCCUCUUUCUCAAUUAGAGACACCAUGAGGUUGGGGUGGGGACAUGGGAGGACUGGUGGGCUGGGAAGAGGGUCCAUGACUUUGAGGGUUUGGGAGGUAGGUGCAUCUCAUCUGUGAUGCUGUAGCUCUUUGUAGGUAAGUAAAUUAUCAGGCUGGACAGGUGGUAGGGGGUUAUAAAGGAGAAAGAAGAAAUAAGGUGGGGAAAUCUGGAAAAGGCUUCUGAGACUAGGCUGAUGUCAAGGGUCAGAAUCUAGUACAAGAGUGACCUCACCUGUGUGGGUGGAUUGGCAUCGGGACAGACACCAGGAGCAAGGCCGAGGCCAGCCUGGGGUCAGAACACAGAUCGUUACUCAGGAACCAGGGGAUCCAGGUAUGUGAGAGCAGGACACAGUCCAGCCAACCCCUGGGCAUGGCAGGACGGGGGAGCUGGACUCCCGUGGGCCUCCUCAUUCCCCAGGGCUGCUUGCCAUGCCCACUAGCCCCCUGAGCUCCCGUGUCUCCACUGGGGCAAGAUUCAGGGCUAGCAGGUUGCUUUCUCCAGGUAGUGGCUGCUCCUUAGUGCUCUCCUCCUUCCAAGCCUGAAGGGAAAGUGGGACCCAGUCUACCCUCCCUUGUUGUCCCUGAGGAAAUGAACAUGAGUCUGUGAGGUUUCAAAAGAUUUUAUUGCUAAUCAUCACAGUGAAAUAGACUAAAACAAAAAUCAGAAGCAUGUAAAAUUGCUAAGAUUAGACAAUCUUGCAGGGUUCUAAAAUUCUAAGUAUAAUUCUAGAUUUCCUCUAGAAAAGGUUAUUGAAAACCCCUUUGCACUUUUCUCCUUUUUUAUCCCUGAGGGUUAGGAAUUAGGUGAAAAAUCGGGGAACUCAAACAAUAAUGGUUUAAACACAUUAGGGGCUUAUCGUGGCUCGUGUCUAGAAGCCCAGGAGUAGGCAGUCUGAGGUGUAGCAUCAACAUUUCAGCUUCCUUCUGUCUCUUUGCCCCAGCUUCACUGGCACGCAGCCUCCAUACUGAAGGUUGCUUCUUGGGUCCAAGAUGGUGGUGUUCUCCCCAUGGCUGAGCCCCUUAUAUUGAGAGCUGCCUGAUGUGGGUGGUACAUGAGAUGAGAGCUAUGGCGUCUUCUGCCAGGUAGAUGUAGGGUCAGAUGUUUUCAAUAUUAACCACUUUAUACGUGCUUUGAGGACAGGAUCUAUGUCAUCUGCUUUUGUUUUUUGAAAGGAGUGGGCUACCUUCAAGAUUAACCCAUUUAUAAGAGCAUGGACAGUCACCAUUAAUACUUUUGUUCUCUGUAUAACCCCUCAGAUGACAAAUUCUGGGAAAUAUGUGUGUAAAUAUAAUCAGUUGAGUGAAAUAAUAAAGGUGAACUCUAUUAUAAAU
This is a messenger RNA of Diceros bicornis minor, 3981 nucleotides long. RefSeq names its product GTPase, IMAP family member 8 (gene GIMAP8). The transcript has 8 exons. The record is from RefSeq and is a predicted model, not a curated record. Gene Ontology annotation, cellular component: endoplasmic reticulum. Gene Ontology annotation, molecular function: GTP binding. Lineage: Eukaryota; Metazoa; Chordata; Mammalia; Perissodactyla; Rhinocerotidae. Bases 1 to 2592 code for a protein of 863 amino acids.